Molecule: messenger RNA, 341 nt
Organism: Staurois parvus
Lineage: Eukaryota; Metazoa; Chordata; Amphibia; Anura; Ranidae
Source: the annotation of a GenBank genome assembly
GCGGAUAUAGUGAAUGCGGGGUCCGGGGAGAGUGGAUAUAGUGAAUGCAGGGUCCGGGGAGAGUGGAUAUAGUGAAUGCAGGGUCUGGGGAGAGCGGAUAUAGUGAAUGCAGGGGUCUGGGGAGACUGGAUAUAGUGAAUGCAGGGUCCGGGGAAAGCGGAUAUAGUGAAUGCAGGGUCCGGGGAGACCAGAUAUAGUGAAUGCAGGUCCGGGGAGACCGGAUAUAGUGAAUGCAGGGUCCGGGGAGAGCGGAUAUAGUGAAUGCAGGGUCCGGGGAGACCGGAUAUAGUGAAUGCAGGGUUCGGGGAGACCAGAUAUAGUGAUUGCAGGGUCCGGGGAGA